AUGUCAUCGGACAAAUCGCCUGCUGCCGAGAAAGUCGACCAUGGUCGCUGUCUCUGCGGAGCCGUGACGUUCACGGUCGUGGGCGAGCCGAUCUAUAAUGUCCAAUACACCCUGCACACCGGCUCCGAGCACAUCACCACGUACGCCGACCGGGCGACGCAGUCGGGCCUCCCGCUCUCGCGCGCCUUCUGCAAAAUCUGCGGCUCCAAGGUCUACUCCCUGACGCCGCUCAACGACGACAUCGUCUCCCUGCCCGCGGGCGUGCUGGACGGCGUCACCACCCACUGGGCCCCGCACAAGGAGCAGUUCUGCGACGUGCGCUGUGCGUGGGUGCCCGAGGACUUGGGCGGCGAGGGCGUGCGGGAGAGGUUCAAGAAGGGGCCGAUGGGGGAGAGGGUCGAGGUGGGAACUGGUAAGUUGUAA
Fonsecaea nubica is the source of this 423-nucleotide messenger RNA. RefSeq lists its product as hypothetical. The transcript has 2 exons. Lineage: Eukaryota; Fungi; Ascomycota; Eurotiomycetes; Chaetothyriales; Herpotrichiellaceae. The coding region runs from base 1 to 423 and encodes 140 amino acids. The record is from RefSeq and is a predicted model, not a curated record. Gene Ontology annotation, molecular function: carbon-sulfur lyase activity.